Physella acuta is the source of this 2210-nucleotide messenger RNA. RefSeq lists its product as uncharacterized. Gene Ontology annotation, molecular function: transmembrane transporter activity. Gene Ontology annotation, biological process: transmembrane transport. The record is from RefSeq and is a predicted model, not a curated record. Lineage: Eukaryota; Metazoa; Mollusca; Gastropoda; Physidae.
CACAUCAGGUAGUUCAAUCUCUAUCACUGUGAAAAAGCUAACAAGAAAUAAACAAACAAGGACUUGGGAAAGAAUACAGUGUUAGCUUAAGGACGAAGAUCAGGACAAGAUGUUAUGGAAGAAGUAUAUGGUUCUGUUUGGUGUUUUCCUAAUUAACAUCCCCAACGGUGUCACGUGGUACUAUGGCAACCUGUUCUCUUACACGGCCUGCGUGUUUAAGCGGUACCAAAAGUCCAACGUCGAGUCGCCAUGGCUGAUGUCUGUGGAGGUGGGCUGCUGGACUCUGGGCAUCAUCCUUGGUGGUCUGUUGGAGGCCCACGUCGGACCGCGGUGGACCAUGUUUAUUGGUGCCCUGUUCUUCAACGCUUCCUUCUUCCUCACCUACCUCACGGUGCAGCAUAGCCUGGUGACCUUUAUCCUGACACUCGGUGUCAUGUCAGGUCUGACGGAUGGGAUCCUGAAUUCUGCGAGCCUGUCUUUUGUUGUCAUGUGGGCCAAGACACAUGUGGGCCUUGCCACGGGGAUAGCCACAAGCAGCCUGGGUGUGGGGGCUGUGUUCAUUAACCUCAUCAUUACCAGAUUUGUAAAUCCGGACAACGAGAUACCGGACAAAAGAGACGGACAUUUGCGGAUAUUUACGCAGGAAGACAUAUUGGAACGCGUGCCCUUGGUGUUUUUAAUCCUGGGGUGUGUCGGCUCUCUGUUUCACACCCUCGGUUUCGCUUUGUUACGGUAUCCGGAGAGAGAUGACGUCAACAGGUCGGUGAACGAGAGGAGCCGACUAUCCAGUGACACGGCCAGAGGAUACAGUACACACAGAGGCGUUCAUGUUAUCAGAAGCAUCUCGCGAAGAUCUACCUCGAGACAGGCUAAAAAUAACUCAACCGGAAGUCAAAAUGACGAGUCGUCGCAUCGAGAGUGCGGGCCGCUAACACAGGCAGAGUUUAUACCCGAUGUUAGAGUUACCUACCCUGCGUUAGUGGUGGCGGGUGGCGAGUCAGAAACGGAAGAGAGUGACCAGACGUUUCAUAGCAUUUACCGCGAGAAUACGUCACCAAAGGAUGUUUCUAUGAUGGAGCCAGCGAUAACAAGCGCGGCGAAUUCUCUCAUAGACACCAUCUCGUACAACGAAACCCUACUCGCAGCGCAAGCCGGAUGUAGUGAAAUCGCCAAAAGUGACCACUCCGACUCGCUGACCGAUUUCGCAAGCGAUUUGGACUCUGAUGAAUUUCAAACCCGGGUGCAAGAUCUUUCCCGAAAAAGCAUCGAGAAUUUGGAUUUCCAAAGUUUGGAACAAGCGACUGAAGAGCGUUGCACAGGAUCGUUUGAAAGCGUCCGAAACUUGGACCUCACGCGAACAAUUAACGAGGACGAGAGACUGAAACUAGAGGGCGCUGCCGAAGAAUACGUCUUCGUGCUUCCGGAGUUUCCCGAAGUGGAAGAGUUUUCCCCGAAGUUGAUGUUGAAAUCUCCAACAUUUUAUAUACUAGUUCUGCUUCAGUUUGCUAUGGAUUUCGCAUUGGUCACGGUUUCAAAUUUUUAUAAGCUUUUCGGUCAGACCUGGCUGGACGAUGACCACACGCUGGCCAUCCUAGGAACCGUCAUGACCGCUUCUACCAUCCUGCCCAAGCUUUUUCUCGGCGCCUUUCAGGACCGGGUGGGGUUAAAGGGCACGUGGAUCAUCUUGACCUCAGGCACGAGCAUAACAUCCGGGUUUUGGUAUUUCACGCCAUCAGCUAGCAAAUGGCUAUACUUUGUAUGGACAAUCUUCUUCAUGUGGUUUGUCUGCGCCUUCGACAGCUUAGUGGUCGCGGGCGUGGCCGAGACGUACGGCCUCUACAGGUGUAACCUCAAGUACGGCCUUGUUGCCUUGUUCAGCACAGUCCUGCAGCUAUCCUCGCCGCCAUUGAUCAGCCUCGUUUUGGAUGAGUUCAGCUGGCUCGGGUUGUUUCUCUCGUGCAGUGCUCUACAUUUGCUGUGUCUUGUUUUGGUUGUGUUCGUCUUGCCAAAUAGACAGACUUUAGCUGAGCGUCGAGCUUAGGUACAAUAAGUUGUUGGUUAUUGUCGUUUGUGAGUCCUUUAUUUAUUCUUGAAUGAUCAUGCACACCGUUUAUUUUCCUUUCAUGGCUCUAAACUUUAAUUUCAAUUUUAUUGAAAAGCUGUUUUACAAUUUUAAAAAAAAAUGGAAUAUUUUUUUUUUUAAAAUAACC